AUGGAAAUGGACGACGACCCAGACCCAGAAAUGCAAACCGGAACACCGGGCCACCCUAUUAGCAUCUCUAGCACUUCCCCAUACCAAGGAUCGCCGUACCGAGGGCCUGAUUCAUAUGCUGAGAGGAUGGCCACGUAUGAUUGGUUCUUUACCCCUUCAUACCAUAACUCUCCUGCUCAACCUCCUUUGGUUGAACCACAGCUUCAAGCAGUUUCACCUCCACCACUUCCUGUUGAGGAGCCGCCUCAACAGGCACCUCAGCCACCUCCCGAGCCUCCGAGGCAAAGGAGGAAUGCACGAAUAUCCGUGCGAGGAGGACCUCGAUUCAGUUCUCCUCAGGGUUCAAGUUCUUACCCUCCAAUUCCCGAAGACCCCCAAAUGGGUGGACCCUUGCACGCGGUGCCGGAGAACGAUCCUCCGCCGGUUUCACAUGCACCACCGCCACCAAUGGGUUUCGAUAAUCCAAUCCCGACUUACCCAGGUUCUUCUGGGUACAACCCUCUUGAAAACCCAUCUGGAUACCCAUCGGAUUAUGGAAACCAUGAUCCAUAUCUUAUUGCUGCUCAGCACAAUGCACUUUAUCCUUCUUCUUACCCUCCAGUUUAUCCAACUGGAUAUCCGGUGCAGGGUUAUCAAUACCCACCAUACCAGCAACCUCCUCCUCCCCAACAGGAGCAAACUCAGGAGAUCCUGCAAAGGUUAGAUAGGGUUGAGCAUGAAGCAAAUGAAACCAAAAAGAAGCAUAAUAGCUUUCUUAAGGGCCUUGCAAGCCUUAUUAAAGGCAAGAAGAAGUAG
This is a messenger RNA of Helianthus annuus (common sunflower), 795 nucleotides long. RefSeq names its product extensin-like. NCBI's taxonomy places the organism in Eukaryota, Viridiplantae, Streptophyta, Magnoliopsida, Asterales, Asteraceae. Bases 1 to 795 code for a protein of 264 amino acids. The record is from RefSeq and is a predicted model, not a curated record. The transcript has a single exon.